Euleptes europaea (tarantolino) is the source of this 672-nucleotide messenger RNA. It is a transcript of the gene CD8A, whose product is annotated as CD8 subunit alpha. The record is from RefSeq and is a predicted model, not a curated record. Lineage: Eukaryota; Metazoa; Chordata; Lepidosauria; Squamata; Sphaerodactylidae. Bases 1 to 672 code for a protein of 223 amino acids. The transcript has 6 exons.
AUGGAUCCAGUCAGCUUUUCUACUGGCUACUGCAGUUCUCAAAUUAAUUCUAUGAAAAUUAAGAUGAUUAGCAAACCUCCUGAAGCCAUCGACUCCCGGGUGGAACUGGAUUGCGAAGCAGACUUUUCAGAGUCGGGGGUGUACUGGAUCCGUCAGAACAACGGCCACAAUCCCCACUUCAUCUUAUAUGUAAAUUCAAGGUCACAGGUAACAUCAAACGAUCGCCAAGACUAUGAAGUCUCAAAAAGUGGUAACACUUACAAACUGAUAGUGAGAAGAUUCAAGAAAAAGGAUGAGGGCAUUUAUAACUGCAUGAUCUUUCGCAACCAAUAUUUACACUUCAGUUCAGGCCUCUCAGUCUUCCUGCCAGUGAGAACCACACAGGCUCCCACAACCCAACGGCAUGCUCCGGAAACACCAAACACCAACAAUCAUCAAUUCACCAAUGAACCCAGUAAAUGUCCAGAUGUCACACUUGCAGAUCCAUAUGGUGGCCUGGUGGUCCCUUGUAAUCCAUACAUCUGGAUUCCUUUGUCUGGUGGCUGCUGUCUCCUAUUGAUAUCCUUAGUGAUCACCAUGAUAGUGUGCUGUGAUCCUAGAAGGAGAAGAAGAAGAUGCCAAUGUAAAAGGCCCUUGAAUGGAACCAAUGGAAAACCCUCCAUACCACGCUAG